GCUACUCCUCUCAUUGUCAGCGUGCGUUACCGCUGCUGUGCUGUUCUAGCCUGGUGUCAACCUACGCCGAACGAGAGACGAAGAAGAAGAAGACAUAUCCUCACCCCCCACCCACCUCCUUACCUCCAGCUUCCUGGCUGCUUCCAAUUGGCCUCUGCUCCCCUCCUGGGCGGGCAUCAUUGGCUCCCAGCCUUGCCAGUCAGUGUCGCCCUCCUUCCCCCAGCCUUGAGUUGUGUGGAGAGCAGCAGCAGCAGCAACAGCUCGGAAACAUCUGGCCGCCGCAGAGUGCUCGACUCCCCGCGUCCCUGCCCUGCCUGCCUGCGCUCCUUCGUCCUCGACAGCCUGUUAUGGAAAUGAACCCAAAGUCAGUCUAGUCGGCUGAGGGGAAGAAACGGAGGAGACGGCGGACCUCGCUGCCUAGCGGGCGGGCGGGCGGGCGAGCAAAGCCGAGCGAGGCGAGAGAAGAGAAGGAAGAGAAGGAAAGAGCAGCAGCAGCUCCUCAGCCACAGUGGAGUUAAUCAAGUUGAUGCGUACCGCUGCAGGUUAUGAGGACAGCAGGAUGGAGUUCCCCGACCACAGCAGACAUUUACUACAGUGUCUGAGCGAGCAGCGGCACCAGGGUUUCCUGUGCGACUCCACGGUUUUGGUGGGCGAUGCCCAGUUUCGAGCGCACCGCGCCGUCCUGGCUUCGUGCAGCAUGUAUUUCCACCUCUUCUACAAAGACCAGCUGGACAAGCGGGACGUGGUGCACCUCAACAGCGACAUCGUGACGGCUCCUGCGUUCUCCCUGCUCCUGGAGUUCAUGUAUGAGGGCAAGCUGCAGUUCCAGGAUCUCCCCGUAGAGGACGUGCUGGCCGCCGCCUCCUACCUGCACAUGUAUGACAUUGUCAAGGUGUGCAAGAAGCGGCUGAAGCAGAAGGCCACGGCGGAGGCGGACAGCACGCGCAGGGAGGACGACGGCGGCUCCAGUUGCUCCGAUAAGGCGGACAGUCUCUCGGAUGGCUCCACGGGGCGGCCGGCCACCGCCGAUCUACUGCACAGCGAUGAAGAAGAAGAGGGGAAGACCGAGGGAGCGCCGCUGUGGUUGAGGCUGCCGUCGGCCGACAGACCGGGGACGCCGGCGAUGGCCACGACGAGCCCCGGUCACGGUGAGGCGGAGCCGCAGGGCGGCGAGGGGCUGGCUGAAGGCACCAAGCUGCUCUCCCCGGCCGGAAGCCCCUCCAGCUCCACCGGAUCGCUUUCCCAGAAGUCUCACCGCUCGGCAGGCUCCCGGGGACACCGUGGCAGGCGGGUGUCCAAUGACGCCGCCGACUGCGUCCUGGACCUGUCAGUCAAACCGACGGCCGGCAGUAACCACGGCAACCACCACCCGACGUUUUUCAGCGGCGCAGCCACGCCAGACAGCCUGCAAAGCCCGUUGGCGGUGAGGGUGAAGGUGGAGAGGGGUGUGGCUUCAGAUGAGGACGAGGACCUAGGGGGCGGGGACUAUGAGAUGGAGCACAGCGGCAUCGCCAAGGCCACGGCUCCCAGCGCUAACGGGGGCUUGACCCACCACGGGGUCGGGGGUCCUCUGUCGGUACAGAGGAGGCUCGGCUUGGAGGCGCACCUGUCGGCGCUCCGAGAGGCGUCGCUGGCGUCCGAGCUGGAUCGCGAUGAGAAGGCCCCCGCCGCCGCCGCAGACAACGAGGACAUACUCAGCGGCGAGAGCGAGCGCGCCCAGGCCGAGGCGGCCAGCAUGGACAGCACGCUGCUCCCGUACGUGUCCAACAUGCUAUCAACGCCGCACACGCAGAUCUUCAUGUGCCCGCUGUGCAACAAGGUGUUCCCCUCGCCGCACAUCCUGCAGCUCCACCUCAGCUCCCACUUCAGGGAGCAGGAGGGCAUCCGCUCCAAGCCCGCCGGCGACGUCAACGUGCCCACGUGCACCAUCUGCAGCAAGACCUUCUCCUGCAUGUAUACGCUCAAACGCCACGAGCGCACACACUCCGGCGAGAAGCCCUACACCUGCACCACCUGCGGCAAGAGCUUCCAGUACUCACACAACCUUAGCCGCCACGCCGUGGUGCACACGCGCGAGAAGCCGCACGCUUGCAAGUGGUGCGAACGCCGCUUCACGCAAUCGGGGGACCUCUACCGCCACAUCCGCAAGUUCCACUGCGAACUUGUCAACUCGCUGUCGGUCAAGAGCGAACCGCUGGCGCUGCCCAACGUCAGGGACUGGGCCAUCGAGGACAGCUCGCAGGAACUGUGGAAGUAGAGGCGCGCUAGUGACGUCCUUUUUCCACAUUUUGGGGGAGGGGGGGUUGUUUGAUGAGUCAUGUUCUUGUUUGUUGCAAAAAUCUCAUUCAAUUGCACUUUAAUAGCACAUGAAAAUGUUACUACUGAGUUUUUCAUCAACUAAAAAGGGGUUUUGAUUUUAUUCUGGAUUUUUAUUCAGAGAAGGUCUUGCCUGUUUGAAGGGUUAAAAAAAAAAAUCGUAUUAUUUAACUUCUGUGUUUCAUUUCACAACACUCCGACUCGGACAGACGCCAUGCUCCACAAGAGAAAAAAAAGCAUCACGAUACACUAAACGGGUAUCACGAUACCGCCGCAUACACUUUGAAGAAGUGUGUGUGUGUGUGUGUGUGUGUGCACACUGCUACGGCAACACCUGAUGUGCACGUGUGUGUGUGUGUGUGUGUUAAUUAGAUGUUCCACUGGCACGGAGGCGCAGCUAGCGUCGUGGUGCGUUCAGGGCGAGUCGAGCGACUGACAAACUGAUGGCACUCAUGCAAUGCACAGCCUCCUUUUUAGUUUUUUUUUUUUGAUUAUUUUAUUCACUUCCAAUCAAUUUGAAGAAUUUUCUACAAAUUUUACAAAUGAUUCUAAUAAUUAUUAUUAUUAUUAUUGUUAUUAAUUAUGAAUGAAUAGAUUUGUUGUUUCUGAAAUCUAGCUGGCAGUCUUUUUAAACUUGUUGGAAAAGUAUUUAAUUUAAGGUUGUAUAUUGUUCUGCUAUAGUUUUAAUUCUUUUUUUUUUAAUUAUUAUAAUUAUGAAUAAUUUUAUUUUGUUACAUUUUUUGUUUUUUUUUUUGUAACGGGACCUGCUGUUGCUGCAUGAUGUCCAAACUUGUAUAUUUUAAGAUUUCAUAAAAAAAAAAGAAAUGUGAAUUUGCUGUGUUACUGUACACAUAGUUAUUGAUCAAAUAUUUGACAAUGGGCUCCCUUCUUCUUUUUUU
Messenger RNA from Doryrhamphus excisus (bluestripe pipefish), 3215 nucleotides. RefSeq names its product zinc finger and BTB domain containing 18 (gene zbtb18). Gene Ontology annotation, biological process: regulation of transcription by RNA polymerase II. The record is from RefSeq and is a predicted model, not a curated record. Lineage: Eukaryota; Metazoa; Chordata; Actinopteri; Syngnathiformes; Syngnathidae. Gene Ontology annotation, cellular component: nucleus. Gene Ontology annotation, molecular function: DNA-binding transcription factor activity, RNA polymerase II-specific; protein binding.